Molecule: messenger RNA, 5294 nt
Organism: Pezoporus occidentalis (night parrot)
Lineage: Eukaryota; Metazoa; Chordata; Aves; Psittaciformes; Psittacidae
Gene: EEA1
Product: early endosome antigen 1
Exons: 30
Coding region: 151-4503 (1450 amino acids)
Biological process (GO): endocytosis
Cellular component (GO): early endosome
Molecular function (GO): metal ion binding; 1-phosphatidylinositol binding
Source: RefSeq, a predicted model, not a curated record
GUGAGGAGGCUGCCCCGCCUCCGCGGCGGCUGUCACGGGGCGAGCGGGCCGUGCCGGGAUCCUGCGGGCCGAGGGCGGUGCUGUGCGGGGGCCCGCAGCUUCCCCCUCGGCCUGGCCGCGGCCGCCCGGCGACAUCCAGGCUCUGCCACCAUGUUAAGGCGAAUUCUGCAGCGGACUCCAGGUAGGGGUGGAUCUCAGAGCUCUGAUUCAGAUUCAUCUGCCACACCAGGAAAUGCCGUGGACGUGAACAGUGAAGGCUCCUCUGAGGGCUUCAUCUGUCCACUAUGUAUGAAAGUGUAUGUAACUCCUACUGAUCUGUCUGAACAUUACCAGAAUGAGCACACUGGAACAGAAGGAAGACAGGAGCCUCGUGACCUCCGAGCUAUUACUGGCUUUAUUUGUCCUCUCUGUAUGAAAUCUCAUGGAUCAGCUGAAGAGCUGUUCAAGCACUAUGAAGCAGUUCAUAAUUCUGGCAUUGAUUCAACUCAUGGAGGGGAAGGUCAUCUGUCACCAGAAAGAGAUGAAGUAUCACUGCUCCGACAAGAAGUCCAAGACUUGCAAGCUUCACUGAAGGAGGAGAGGUGGUAUUCAGAAGAGCUGAAGAAAGAACUAGAGAAAUUACAGGGGCAGCGGCAGCAAGAUUCUAAGUCUGAUGGAUUGACAACGGCUACAUCUACAGAAUCAUUAGAACGGCAACUAGAAGAGAUCCAAGUAGAAAAUUUUAACAUUAAGCAAAUGAAAGACUUAUUUGAGCAAAAAGCAGCACAACUAGCCACUGAAAUUGUGGAACUUAAAUCAAAGUAUGAUGAAGAAAUCAGCCUUCGGGAGGGAGCAGAACAGAAAGUGACAAACCUGACACAAGAACUGCAGAAGGAGAGAAGUACAGUUGAAGAUUUAAAGACAGAGCUGCUACAGAGACCUGGUGUGGAAGAUGUGGCCGUCCUGAAAAAGGAGCUGGUCCAAGUUCAGACGUUGAUGGACAAAAUGACACUGGAAUGUGAGAGAGAAUCUGAAAAGCUGAAAGACGAGUGCAAGCACUUGCAGGCAGAGCAGGCUAAUUCAGAGGCUACCAUUAACCAGUUGAGAGCUGAACUUGCCAAAGGACCUCAGGAGGUAGCUGUGUAUGUUCAGGAGCUGCAAAAACUUCAAAGUUCAGUCAAAGAGUUGCAACAAAAAAACCAGAGUCUGACUGAGAAACUGCUGAAGAAAGAACAGGACUACACCCAGCUAGAAGAAAAACACAAUGAAGUAACUGUGAGUAAGAAGAAUGUGCAGGCAAGCUUUCACCAGAAGGACCUGGACUGCCAACAGCUUCAGGCAAAGCUGUCUGCAGCUGAAGCUUCAAUACAGAGAUUACAGACAGAGCUAGGUGAGAAGGGGGAAGCAAGCCAGAAACUUAAAGAGGAGUUGUCUGAAGUAGAGACAAAGUACCAACAUCUUAAGGCAGAAUGUAAACAGCUCCAGCAGCAGAGGGAAGAAAAAGAGCAGCAUGGCCUGCAGCUCCAAAGUGAGCUCAGUCAGUUGCACAGUAAACUUCUAGAAACAGAGCGGCAGCUAGGGGAAGUGCAUGGGCGGCUCAAAGAACAGAGGCAGCUGUCUAGUGAGAAGCUGAUGGACAAAGAGCAGCAUGUGGCUGAUCUGCAAUUGAAACUUUCUCGAGCUGAAGAGCAGCUGAAGGAAAAAGCAGCAAAUUCCACGGAAUUGCAACAUCAAUUAGAUAAGGCAAAACAGCAGCACCAGGAACAGCAGACGCUUCAGCAAAAUACUACAGCAAAACUACGAGAAGCCCAGAAUGAUUUGGAGCAAGUACUGCGACAAAUUGGAGAUAAGGACCAAAAAAUUCAAAAUCUUGAGGCUUUGCUUCAGAAAAGCAAGGAAAACAUCUCUCUGCUAGAAAAGGAAAGAGAGGACUUAUAUGCAAAAAUUCAAGCUGGUGAAGGAGAAACAGCAGUUCUUAACCAGCUACAAGAGAAGAACCAUGCAUUGCAAAUACAGGUAACUCAGCUGACAGAGAAGCUGAAGAAUCAAUCAGAAAGUCAUAAACAAGCCCAAGAGAAUUUGCAUGAGCAAGUACAGGAGCAAAAGGCACAUCUAAGAGCUGCUCAAGACCGUGUGCUUUCCCUAGAAGCAAACAUCACUGAACUAACCAGCCAGCUAAAUGAAAGUAAAGAGAAAGUAUCACAACUUGAUGUACAGGUAAAAGCAAAGACUGAAUUGCUACUUUCAGCAGAAGCAUCGAAAGCUGCUCAAAGAGCAGAUCUUCAGAAUCACCUGGACACUGCCCAGCAUGCACUGCAAGAUAAGCAACAGGAGUUAAAUAAGGUCAGCGUUCAGCUGGAUCAAGUUACAGCUAAGCUGAAUGACAAGCAGGAGUACUGUGCUCAACUGGAAGCCAGUCUCAAAGAGUACAAAGAGAAAAGUCUUUAUUUAGAACAGAAAACUGAAGACCUAGAGGGACAGCUUAAGAAACUUGAAGCUGACAUUCUUGAUGCUAAAGCAAGCAAAGAACAAGCUCUUCAGGAGUUACAGCAGCAGCGACAGCGAUCCACAGAAUUAGACCUCCGAACAACAGAACUGAGUAAACAACUUGAAGCAGCAAGAGAAGCGAUGUCUAAUACUAAAUUGGAUUUGCAGAAGAAGUCUGAAGCCCUUGAACAAGCAAAAAAGCAAAUUUCAAAGCAGGAGGAGGAGAAGGCCAGCCUCAAACAAAACCUGGAAAAAUCAAACCAAGAUACUAGUAAGCAACUCAAAGAAUUAGAUUGUAAAAUGCAAACAGCAUUAUCAGAGCUGCAACAAGUGAAAUCAGAGAAGGAUGCUCUAAUAAAGGAUCUUACAGCUACCAAAGAUAAGCUCUCCAAAAGUUCUGAAUCCUUCAAAAAAAGAAAGGAAGAGUUAGAAAAAGAAGCACAAAAAGCAAAAGCAGCCAUGGCAGAAAUGGAAAAAUCUUGCCAAGAGUUAAAACAGCAGCUCCAGGUCCAAACAGAGUCUGUAGCUAAAGAGAGGAAUGAAUUGAAAAACUCACUGGAAAAAAAGGAGGGGAUUUCUAAGCAGUUGUCGAUAGAACUUGAUGCAGCAAGAACACAAAUACUGGAAAUUCAGGGUCUUCUGAAGGAGAAAGAAAAAAGUGAGCAGCAUCUCCAGGGAAGGCUGAGAGAGUUAAAGGAAUCUUUUGAGCAGAAGAAAAAACAUAGUGAAACACUGCAAGCUGAAUUAAAAACUGCCCUUUUAGAAAAGGCAGAACUGGAGAAUAAACUGCAACAGCAGUCUAUUUUGUCAGCACAGGAGCUUAAAGCGGAGAAAGUCAAGUUAGCAGACUUACAGAAGAGCCAUGAAAAAAAUAAGGAAAGCAUGGAGAAGCUGCAGUUGGAUCUUUAUGGGAAAGAGUCUGAGGUGCUAGCAAUAAGGCAAGACCUUAAGUCCACAGAAGAAAAACUUGCUCUAGCUCAAGAAGAAUUGGUUUCCAGCAGAAAUCGAAUUGCUAGCAAUAAUCAGCAGAUUCAGGAACUGAAGAAAGCAAAGUCUACGCUGGAGCAGGAUGCGUCAAAGAAGGAGCAGCAGCUGGGCGAGAAGACCAAAAUGUUACAGGAUCUUCAGAAUGACAGGAUUUUGAAAGAAAAAGACUUGGCUAAUGAGAAAUGUAAAACAACAGAGCUCCAAGAAAUAAGGAGUAGACUUGAAAAAGAAAGUGCCAAGCUGGGUGAAGAGCUUAGAGCCUCCAAGCACGAAUUUGAGAAGGAGGUGGCAAAUCUCAAGGAUGCAAACCAGCUAUUGAUUCAACAGAAAUUAGAGCUGCAGGGCAAAAUAGAUAAUACUAAUUCAGCUCUGGAACAGGAGAAAAAAACCCAUCAAGCUGUCAAAGAUCAGCUGAAAAAGAGAGAAGAGGAGCUGAAGAAAGAAUGUGUGGAAAUUGAAGCUAAACUGCAUGCAGAGCAAAAAGAGAAAGAAGAAGAAAAUAGGAAACAUGAGGAAAAGGAGACCAAACUCACCACGCAGGUCACAGCCCUGAAUGAAAACCUGGCUACCAUGAAGAAAGAGUGGCAAAGCAGUCAGAGGCGAGUGAGCGAGCUGGAGAAACAGACAGAUGAUUUACGUGGGGAUAUUGCUGUCUUGGAAGCAACGGUGCAGAAUAACCAGGAUGAGAGAAGGGCGUUGCUGGAGAGGUGUAUAAAAAGUGAGGGAGAAAUUGAAAAGCUUCAAGCCAAACUUGUGGAAAUGAAGAAAAAGCUGGACAACACUACUGCUGCAAUGCAGGAACUUGGCCGAGAAAACCAGUCAUUACAGAUCAAACACACCCAAGCUCUCAACAGGAAGUGGGCAGAAGACAAUGAGGUACAGAACUGUAUGGCCUGUGGAAAAGGCUUUUCAGUGACAGUGAGAAGGCAUCACUGUAGACAGUGUGGAAAUAUCUUUUGUGCCGAGUGCUCAGCAAAGAAUGCCUUAACUCCUUCUUCUAAAAAGCCUGUCCGAGUCUGUGAUACUUGCUUUAAUGACUUGCAAGGAUGACUGGCUAUCGUGAGUGACAAAGAAAUGUUACACUAAAAAUUACAGUUUCUGUCAAUGCACUUCGUUCAGCACUCAGACUACUAUUCAGUUGGGACAAUGAUUGUAACACUUGGCAAAAUUUAGUAUAUUUUAAAAUGUUUAUUGAUACCAAGUAAAACUAUUGUAUUUUUCGUGAGACAUGGGCUCAGAUCAUCCAUAGCUUAUUGCCAUUUAUCCUGAAAAGAGCUUCUAUGUCUAGAUUAGAAAUAUCCAGUUAUUUGUAAAUAAAGUUUAAACAGAGGAGUAACAAUGUAUUUUUUUAUCUUUUAUUUUUUUGUUCAAGAGAAACAGCUUUUAUGUGAUAUUGUAGUUUAUUCCUGUUUCCUUCAAAGAAAAAAGGAAGAUGCAAAAACUUGUGAGGAUUUUAUGUAUCAAAUGUUGCUGUAAAAAAGCAUAACUAAUUGUUGCAUUUAAUUGCAUAUCUGAUGUUCUUUAUAACCCCUUGUGAUUUUGUUUUCUUUCUAUCUCUUUGGUUCUUAGACUUUUCUCUCUAAAGUUUGAACUGCACAGUGAGGGUAAUGGCUGGACUCUACUCCAACCUGGUUUUAUUUGCUCACUUAGAACUUGUCGUAGUAUCAGUACCUGAGUCCUUAUCCAACUACAGUGCUUGGUUACUGGAACAUCUUUACACAUACUGUAUUGCAUAGUCUGUGUGUGUGUGUGUGAGAGAGAGUACAUGUGAACCAAUGGUGAGAUAGAGUUUAGUGGGCAUUGCAGGAAUAUUAAAUGAUAAAUUACAAUAUUCCAUUCUG